Messenger RNA from Daphnia pulex (common water flea), 3127 nucleotides. It is a transcript of the gene Cse1, whose product is annotated as exportin-2-like. The record is from RefSeq and is a predicted model, not a curated record. The transcript is spliced from 5 exons. Gene Ontology annotation, molecular function: nuclear export signal receptor activity; small GTPase binding. Gene Ontology annotation, biological process: protein import into nucleus; protein export from nucleus. Gene Ontology annotation, cellular component: cytosol; nuclear envelope. Bases 105 to 3020 code for a protein of 971 amino acids. Lineage: Eukaryota; Metazoa; Arthropoda; Branchiopoda; Diplostraca; Daphniidae.
ACAAAUUUUCAGUAAGUUAUUUUAUUAUAUUCGUCGGAAUUACAAUAGGAAUAAGUUUGUAUGAAUGUUUUGUUGAUAGAUGUGCUUAGAAGUAGUUGUCAGGAAUGGAGAUCAAUGAUGCAAAUUUAUCAGAACUAUUAGGUCAUCUUCAAAAGACGCUAUCACCUGAUGGAGUUACGAGAAAAUCAGCUGAAAAAUGCCUUGAAAGCAUUGAAGGAAAACAAAAUUACCCACUGCUGCUUUUAAAUUUGGUGGAUAAAGAUGGUGUUGACAUGACACUGAGAACAGCUGGAGCUGUGACAUUCAAGAAUUACAUUAAACGAAAUUGGAAGGUUGAAGAAGAUGCAGUAGAUAAAAUCCAUCACUCUGAUCGGGAAACUGUCAAACAGUUUAUCAUCAAUUUAAUGCUCAAAGCUCCUGAAUCUAUUCAACGCCAGCUCAGUGACGCUGUUUCAAUUAUUGGUCGUGAAGAUUUUCCUGCAAAAUGGCCAAAUUUAAUUCAAGAAAUGGUGGACAAAUUUGGCACGGGUGACUUCCACGUUAUUAACGGUGUGUUGCAUACUGCCCAUUCCAUCUUUAAACGUUAUCGCUACGAGUUUAAGUCUCAAGAAUUGUGGACUGAAAUCAAAUUGGUUUUGGAUAACUUUGCCAAGCCACUGACAGACCUGUUUAUUACGAUGAUGGGUUUGGCUGCGCAACAUGCUAAUAAUCCGGCAGCUGUAAAGGUCAUCUAUAAUUCCCUGACCAUCAUUUGCAAAAUUUUCUAUUCGCUGAAUUUUCAAGACUUACCCGAGCAUUUUGAAGACAACAUGAAAUCAUGGAUGGAAAACUUUCUUGGCCUUCUUACCACCGACAAUCCUUUACUGAAGAGUGACAGCGAUGAAGAAGCCGGAUUAGGUGAACAAUUAAAAUCACAAAUCUGCGAUAAUAUCAGUCUCUACGCUUCGAAAUAUGAUGAAGAAUUUCGCCCUUAUUUGCCUCAAUUUGUCACUGCCGUCUGGAAUCUUUUGGUUUCAACCGGCAAAGAGGUCAAGUACGAUUCACUCGUUAGUAAUGCAAUCGGCUUUUUGAGUUCCGUGGCUGAGCGACCACAUUACAAAGACCUUUUCGCUGACCCCAAUAUCCUGAGUUCCAUUUGCGAGAAGGUUAUUUUGCCCAACAUGGAUUUCCGGCCAUCGGAUGAAGAACUCUUUGAGGACAACCCAGAAGAGUACAUUCGGCGUGAUAUCGAAGGUUCUGACGUAGACACUCGACGACGAGCAGCCUGUGACUUAGUCAAAGCCCUUUCAAAAUCCUUCGAGGCCCAGAUGACGGAAAUCUUUGGUCGGUACGUUGCUGUCAUGUUGGAGUCGUACGUACAAAGCCCAGAAAAGAAUUGGCGGUCAAAGGAUUCUGCCGUUUAUCUCAUCAUUGCGUUAGCCUCGAAAGGUCAGACGGCUCGACACGGCACGACUCAAACUAACCAGUUGGUAGAUCUUGUGGAUUUCUUCCGCACGCACAUAGUGCCCGAACUGCAACAACCCAACGUUGACCGGCUCAUGGUCUUGAAAGCGGAUGCAAUCAAAUACUUGAUGACUUUCCGCAACCACCUACCCCGCGAGGCCAUCAUUGUCUCGUUGAAACCCUUGGUGGACCUGCUUCGUUCACCGAGUCUGGUCGUUCACUCCUACGCAGCCAAUGCCAUCGACAAAUUGCUUAUUCUCAAGGGAUCCGAUGGAUCGGCCUUGAUUAAAGCAACUGAUUUGUCUGGAAUGGAGCAAGCAUUGCUGGCAAACUUGUUCCAUGCAAUGACUCUUGCGGGAUCGGAAGAAAAUGAAUACAUCAUGAAGGCCAUCAUGCGAACCUUUUCGUCGCUACAAGAAGCUGUUUUACCCUAUCUAGGUCACACUUUGGUUGGCCUGAAUCAAAAGUUAAUGUUGGUGUCCCGAAACCCUUCCAAGCCACAUUUCAAUCACUACCUGUUUGAAACACUUUCGCUGUCGGUUCGCAUCGGUUGCAAAGCUGAUCGAUCAGCCGUCGCUUCCUUUGAAGAAGGAUUCUUUCCUUCUUUUCAGGAAAUUUUACUUCAGGACGUACAGGAAUUCGUCCCUUAUGUUUUUCAAAUUCUUUCUCUUAUGCUUGAGUUGCGCGGUGGGCAGUCUGAAGUGCCUGAAUCUUACAUGGCUUUAUUCCCUCAUCUGCUGGUUCCAGUCCUCUGGGAGCGCCCUGCAAACAUCCAUCCAUUAGUGCGUCUCCUUCAAGCCUUUAUCCAAAUUGGCAGUCGUCAAGUUGUUGCGUCGCAAAAGCUUGAAGCGUUAUUAGGCAUCUUUCAAAAGCUAGUGGCCAGUAAAUCUAAUGAUCAUGAAGGAUUUUACCUGCUGCAAAGCAUGAUUGAAUAUCUGCCCAAGGAAGCGCUUACGCCUUUCUUGAGUAAACUCUUUGUACUCUUAUUCCAGAGGCUUUCAUCCUCCAAAACAACGAAGUACGUCAAAUCGAUCAUAGUCUUUUUCUCCUUGUUCGCCAUUCGCUACAGUCCCACAGAGUUGAUUGCCGUCAUAGACGCUGUCCAACCGAAAAUCUUCGCCAUGGUUCUCGAUCGUCUCAUAGUACCUGAUGUUCAACGCGUGUCGGGCACUUUGGAACGCAAAAUUUGCGCCGUUGGACUAGCUCGUCUGCUCUGCGACACUCCCGAAUGUUUCACAGGAGUAUACAGCACUUUUUGGGGGCCGGUGUUGGGGGCCUUGAUUGGCUUGAUUGAAUUGCCCGAGGACGAGUCUGUGCCAGAGGACGAACACUUUGUUGAAAUCGUGGACACACCUGGCUAUCAGUCAGCUUUUUCACAGUUGAUAUUUGUAGGCAAGAAAGAGCGCGACCCAGUCGCCGAAGUAGCCGACCCACGAGCUUAUCUCGUUCAAGCACUGCACCGAUUAUCGACGCAGAAUCCUGGUCGAGUCGGUCCCAUGAUUAGCGCUGCCUUGCCACCGGGGGCUCAAAAUUAUAUUCAGCAGUAUCUUCAGGCAGCGAAUCUCUGUCUAGCUUGAAGGAUGUCCAUCUAUUCUCUCGUACCUUGUCAUUUCUCAGUCGCUGUUGUGCUUUAUGGUUUCAUUCUGUAUCGAUCAUGAAUAAAAUGCUGCAUCUUUCGCACGAA